AUGUAGGUUAAAUUGUGCAGGUUGUCUAUCAUUAUGUAACAAGAAAUCUACGUUAUUGUCGGAACUAAACGUCGAUAUAGGAUGAAAUAAUGUUAUGAACUGGGAUUUAGAUGUGAAAAUGAUACGUGUGUGCGAAUGCUUUAUGGGUAUAAAUGGGGUUACCUUAGUGACGGUUUUGGUAUGGAUGCCAUCCCAAACAAAACAGAAGAUUGGAGUUAUAGGGGGUUGUGAGUUUUGUGAGGAGUACAUUGCAUAGCCUUGCUGAAGAGGCCAUCGUCAUCUCUGAUUCAGAGGUGGAGGCAGAAGCUCCGGUCGAAGUUAUACCGGGGUCUCGGCAGGCGGAGGGUGCUGUAGUUUGGCUCUCCUCUGAGGUUGAGGACUCCGGUUGAAUGUUGGGCAGUGUGGAUGGCAAGGAGGUGAGGGUGACGUGGGAGUUGGCUCCUACCGGAGAGGACAGACUCAGUUUCUCAGAGAUGGAGGUGGAUAUUUCGGUUGGAGGAUGAGGUGGAGGUGACAGAUAUGGCCGUAGUCCCAGAGUCUGGGAGGGUCAGCUUGGAGGAUGAGAUGGAGGUGAGAGAGAUGGCCGUAGUCCCAGAGUCUGGGAGGGUCAGGUUGGAGGAUGAGGUGGAGGUGAGAGAGAUGGCCGUAGUCCAAGAGUCUGGGAGGGUCAGGUUGGAGGAUGAGGUCGAGGUGAGAGAGAUGGCCGUAGUGCCAGAGUCUGGGAGGGUCAGGUUGGAGGAUGAGGUGGAUGUGAGAGAGAUGGCCGUAGUCCAAGAGUCUGGAAGGGUUAGGUUGGAGGAUGAGGUGGAUGUGAGAGAGAUGGCUGUAGUGCCAGAGUCUGGGAGGGUCAGGUUGGAGGAUGAGGUGGAUGUGAGAGAGAUGGCCGUAGUCCAAGAGUCUGGGAGGGUCAGGUUGGAGGAUGAGGUGGAUGUGAGAGAGAUGGCCGUAGUCCAAGAGUCUGGGAGGGUCAGGUUGGAGGAUGAGGUCGAGGUGACAGAUAUGGCCGUAGUCCAAGAGUCUGGGAGGGUCAGGUUGGAGGAUGAGGUGGAUGUGAGAGAGAUGGCCGUAGUCCAAGAGUCUGGAAGGGUCAGGUUGGAGGAUGAGGUGGAUGUGAGAGAGAUGGCCGUAGUCCAAGAGUCUGGAAGGGUCAGGUUGGAGGAUGAGGUGGAUGUGAGAGAGAUGGCCGUAGUCCAAGAGUCUGGAAGGGUCAGGUUGGAGGAUGAGGUCGAGGUGACAGAUAUGGCCGUAGUCCAAGAGUCUGGAAGGGUCAGGUUGGAGGAUGAGGUGGAUGUGAGAGAGAUGGCUGUAGUGCCAGAGUCUGGAAGGGUCAGGUUGGAGGAUGAGGUGGAUGUGAGAGAGAUGGCCGUAGUCCAAGAGUCUGGGAGGGUCAGGUUAGAGGAUGAGGUGGAUGUGAGAGAGAUGGCCGUAGUCCAAGAGUCUGGAAGGGUCAGGUUGGAGGAUGAGGUGGAUGUGAGAGAGAUGGCCGUAGUCCCAGAGUCUGGAAGGGUCAGGUUGGAGGAUGAGGUGGAUGUGAGAGAGAUGGCCGUAGUCCAAGAGUCUGGAAGGGUCAGGUUGGAGGAUGAGGUCGAGGUGACAGAUAUGGCCGUAGUCCAAGAGUCUGGAAGGGUCAGGUUGGAGGAUGAGGUGGAUGUGAGAGAGAUGGCCGUAGUCCAAGAGUCUGGGAGGGUCAGGUUGGAGGAUGAGGUGGAUGUGAGAGAGAUGGCCGUAGUCCAAGAGUCUGGAAGGGUCAGGUUGGAGGAUGAGGUGGAUGUGAGAGAGAUGGCCGUAGUCCCAGAGUCUGGAAGGGUCAGGUUGGAGGAUGAGGUGGAUGUGAGAGAGAUGGCCGUAGUCCAAGAGUCUGGAAGGGUCAGGUUGGAGGAUGAGGUGGAUGUGAGAGAGAUGGCUGUAGUGCCAGAGUCUGGAAGGGUCAGGUUGGAGGAUGAGGUGGAUGUGAGAGAGAUGGCCGUAGUCCAAGAGUCUGGAAGGGUCAGGUUGGAGGAUGAGGUGGAUGUGAGAGAGAUGGCCGUAGUCCAAGAGUCUGGAAGGGUCAGGUUGGAGGAUGAGGUGGAUGUGAGAGAGAUGGCCGUAGUGCCAGAGUCUGGGAGGGUCAGGUUGGAGGAUGAGGUGGAUGUGAGAGAGAUGGCUGUAGUGCCAGAGUCUGGGAGGGUCAGGUUGGAGGAUGAGGUGGAUGUGAGAGAGAUGGCCGUAGUUCAAGAAUCUGGGAGGGUCAGGUUGGAGGAUGAGGUGGAUGUGAGAGAGAUGGCCGUAGUGCCAGAGUCUGGAAGGGUCAGGUUGGAGGAUGAGGUGGAUGUGAGAGAGAUGGCCGUAGUCCCAGAGUCUGGAAGGGUCAGGUUGGAGGAUGAGGUGGAUGUGAGAGAGAUGGCCGUAGUCCAAGAGUCUGGAAGGGUCAGGUUGGAGGAUGAGGUGGAUGUGAGAGAGAUGGCUGAAGUGCCAGAGUCUGGAAGGGUCAGGUUGGAGGAUGAGGUGGAUGUGAGAGAGAUGGCCGUAGUGCCAGAGUCUGGAAGGGUCAGGUUGGAGGAUGAGGUGGAUGUGAGAGAGAUGGCCGUAGUCCAAGAGUCUGGAAGGGUCAGGUUGGAGGAUGAGGUGGAUGUGAGAGAGAUGGCCGUAGUGCCAGAGUCUGGGAGGGUCAGGUUGGAGGAUGAGGUGGAUGUGAGAGAGAUGGCUGUAGUGCCAGAGUCUGGGAGGGUCAGGUUGGAGGAUGAGGUGGAUGUGAGAGAGAUGGCCGUAGUCCAAGAGUCUGGGAGGGUCAGGUUGGAGGAUGAGGUGGAUGUGAGAGAGAUGGCCGUAGUGCCAGAGUCUGGAAGGGUCAGGUUGGAGGAUGAAGUGGAUGUGAGAGAGAUGGCUGUAGUGCCAGAGUCUGGGAGGGUCAGGUUGGAGGAUGAGGUGGAUGUGAGAGAGAUGGCUGUAGUGCCAGAGUCUGGGAGGGUCAGGUUGGAGGAUGAGGUGGAUGUGAAAGAGAUGGCCGUAGUCCAAGAGUCUGGAAGGGUCAGGUUGGAGGAUGAGGUGGAUGUGAGAGAGAUGGCCGUAGUCCAAGAGUCUGGAAGGGUCAGGUUGGAGGAUGAGGUGGAUGUGAGAGAGAUGGCUGUAGUGCCAGAGUCUGGGAGGGUCAGGUUGGAGGAUGAGGUGGAUGUGAGAGAGAUGGCCGUAGUGCCAGAGUCUGGGAGGGUCAGGUUGGAGGAUGAGGUGGAUGUGAGAGAAAUGGCUGUAGUGCCAGAGUCUGGGAGGGUCAGGUUGGAGGAUGAGGUGGAUGUGAGAGAGAUGGCCGUAGUCCAAGAGUCUGGAAGGGUCAGGUUGGAGGAUGAGGUGGAUGUGAGAGAGAUGGCCGUAGUGCCAGAGUCUGGGAGGGUCAGGUUGGAGGAUGAGGUGGAUGUGAGAGAGAUGGCUGUAGUGCCAGAGUCUGGGAGGGUCAGGUUGGAGGAUGAGGUGGAUGUGAGAGAGAUGGCCGUAGUCCAAGAAUCUGGGAGGGUCAGGUUGGAGGAUGAGGUGGAUGUGAGAGAGAUGGCUGUAGUGCCAGAGUCUGGGAGGGUCAGGUUGGAGGAUGAGUUGGAUGUGAGAGAGAUGGCCGUAGUGCCAGAGUCUGGAAGGGUCAGGUUGGAGGAUGAGGUGGAUGUGAGAGAGAUGGCUGUAGUGCCAGAGUCUUGGAGGGUCCAGUUUGAGGCGGAUAUGGAGGUGUUUGGGAAGGAUAUGGUCCGAGAGUAGGAAUGCAGUACCUUUUGCAUUCGAAAGUCACUUCCACUGGAUCCAAGUUAAAGUAGCCGGUAUUGCGGGCCCAGUGGACUCGUACACCGGAUGGGGAAACACGGGAAGUGGUGAAUGGAUAAGUUUGGUCUUUAACCAGAUUUCUGGUGGGUCAUGUGGGGGAAGGGAUAUGAGCCGUGUGGUGUAAGAUUUGGUGUAACUUGGACGGGCAGCUCAUAGUGGGUGUGAAUACAUAAUUUUAACAUUCUAGUGGGGACUUAAGUGCCUUAAAUGUUGGUUAGGUAUUAAACAAUUAUAGAGUUAAGCCUUAGACGGGGAUUGUAAAGCUAAAUUGGGCUAAGGAGGGGGGCUUGUUAGAACGGGGAGGAGUGUGGUAAAGACCGGUUCGACUAGACUGUCCCGACUUGUCCAGCAGUGGCUACUGGGAAAUAGUCUCCAGUUCCGGUUGCCGAGAUUUGGACGGCUGAUUUUCUGCCUUUGUAGAUAAUUGUUUUCGUGGAAAGGC
This is a messenger RNA of Dreissena polymorpha, 4225 nucleotides long. RefSeq lists its product as uncharacterized. The transcript has 2 exons. The record is from RefSeq and is a predicted model, not a curated record. Lineage: Eukaryota; Metazoa; Mollusca; Bivalvia; Myida; Dreissenidae. Bases 520 to 3720 code for a protein of 1066 amino acids.